Messenger RNA from Paracoccidioides brasiliensis Pb18, 750 nucleotides. RefSeq lists its product as uncharacterized. The coding region runs from base 1 to 750 and encodes 249 amino acids. The record is from RefSeq and is a predicted model, not a curated record. The transcript has 2 exons.
AUGGUCUCGAUGGCCUCGAUAGCCUCCACCGCUCUAGCUGUUCCGCCAGGCUGGUCUGCAGACACUGCCAAGUUCUAUUCCGGUGUGUUCAAAGAAAUCCUCAGUGCCCGUAAGGAGAACAAAGACCCAAGAAGUCCAAAAUGUGACCUUUCGAAAGCUGUGCUGCCCUCCACGAAUGAGCCACUACCGCCGGUUCCAGAGGGCCAGAAAUUGCUACAUGUUACUAUUGGGCGGGGUACUCAGAACUACACCUGCUCCUCCCCAAGCGACAAACCAAAAGCCAUCGGCGCCGUCGCAACUCUCUUCGACGUGAACUGCAUAGCCUCAAACUACCCCUACCUUCUCUCCCUCCUCCCAAACAUCGCCCUCCGACUCCCAGCGCCCAUCUUCCCACCCCAUCCCCGCUCAAAACCCUUCACCUUUGGCCCCAACAACAUGAAAGUAGCCGGCUCCCACUUCUUCAACGGCCAGGGAGUCCCCAUCUUCGACCUCGGGGCAGACGGGAGUGCUGCCGUUGAGAAAAUCGCGGCUGUCGAUGCGCCCAAGGGUGCUAUGAAGGGGAUUCCAGGCCAGAUGAAUGGGGCGGUGCAGUGGCUGAUGCUCACGGCGGUGAAGGAGAGUACGGGGAAGGCGAAGUCUGUUUAUCGGGUUAACACGGCGGGGGGGAAGGCGCCCGCUACUUGUGAGGGGGUGGAGGCUGGGAAGGUUUUGGAGAUGCAGUAUGCGACUGAGUACUGGUUUUAUGGAUAG